CAGCAUCUAAGAACCCACACUGGGGAGAAAUCUUUUGAAUGCUCAGAGUGUGGAAAGAGAUUCAGUCACAAUAGCUCUGUUCAAAGGCAUGUAAGAACCCACACAGGGGAAAAGCCUUUUGAAUGCUCAGAGUGUAGAAAGAGAUUCAGUCAGAGUGGCUCUCUUCAACAGCAUCUAAGAACCCACACAGAGGAGAAGCCUUUUGAAUGCUCAGAGUGUGGAAAGAGAUUCCGUCGGAGUGGCUGUCUUCAAAGUCAUCAAAGAACUCACACAGGGGAGAAGCCUUUUGAAUGCUCAGAGUGUGGAAAGAGAUUCAGUCACAGUAACAAUCUUCAAAGUCAUCAAAGAACUCACACAGGGGAGAAGCCUUUUGAAUGCUCAGAGUGUGGAAAGAGAUUCAGUCAGAGUGGCAGUCUUCAACAGCAUCAAAGAACCCACACAGGGGAGAAACCUUUUGAAUGCUCUGAGUGUGGAAAGAGAUUCAGUCGCAGUGGCUCUCUUCAAAGGCAUGUAAAAACCCACACAGGGGAGAAGCCUUUUGAAUGCUCAGAGUGUGGAAAGAGAUUCAGUCGCAGUGGCAAUCUUCAAAGGCAUCAAAGAACUCACACAGGGGAGAAGCCUUUUGAAUGA
Euleptes europaea (tarantolino) is the source of this 630-nucleotide messenger RNA. Its product is annotated as zinc finger protein 79-like. The record is from RefSeq and is a predicted model, not a curated record. The annotation marks the transcript as partial. Gene Ontology annotation, molecular function: RNA polymerase II cis-regulatory region sequence-specific DNA binding; DNA-binding transcription factor activity. NCBI's taxonomy places the organism in Eukaryota, Metazoa, Chordata, Lepidosauria, Squamata, Sphaerodactylidae. Gene Ontology annotation, biological process: regulation of transcription by RNA polymerase II. The transcript has a single exon.